Drosophila rhopaloa is the source of this 1345-nucleotide messenger RNA. RefSeq lists its product as uncharacterized. The transcript is spliced from 2 exons. NCBI's taxonomy places the organism in Eukaryota, Metazoa, Arthropoda, Insecta, Diptera, Drosophilidae. The coding region runs from base 141 to 1226 and encodes 361 amino acids. The record is from RefSeq and is a predicted model, not a curated record.
UUUCGUUUCAAAGUUCGCGUGUAUAAUUUACAAUUUCAUGUGCUGAGCUUGGUUCAAUUCAUAACCUUAUCAUUCCUGUUUCUGCCCGCUUUGUUGACAAUCGCAAUUGCAAAGCGCAUUCCUGAAUUGACUUAUACACAAUGCGGCCAAAGGAUCACCCCGAUCUGCGUUUUGAUGUGAUCCCAAAGUUGUUCGAUGCACACUUUAAGGUGUUUGUAACGAACCUGGUCCAUGUGGAGGAACAGCUUCAUCUGCUGCCCCGCCAAUUCUGCCGGAUGUACACCACUCGUCCGCUGGCCAACCAGUUGCAACAGUAUCUUAAAUUGCGCAAAGCGAACAUUAAGGAGCAGGAUUUCAAGGUGGUGGAGGAGGGCCAGCCCUUCCCGCUGGUCCUUAGCGAUGGAAAGCGCCUGGAGGCGAUGCUCUGCUCCGGGAGUCAUUUGGGCCACAGCCUCAUCCUGCUCAUCCGGCGGCCACAGGAUGGCAGAUUGCUAUACUGCUACUCGGCAGUGAGGCUGGAUAAUCUCGGUCGUCUGCUGGGCAACUCCAUCUUCAACUCAUGGAUCGUCAAGGGCACCGAGCAUCUGUAUCUUAAUCUCACCUCAGUGAACGAGCAGUUUGAACCAGUGGAUUUCGAUAGGAUGGCAAUCACUAUCGAGGAAUAUGGAAAUCAAAACAAUGGUGUAGAGGUGUGUCUAGUUUUGCCACUUUUUGGCUAUGAGGAGAUGCUCUGGAAAUUGGCACAUACGCAACUCAAUGGACAUAUCCGACUUGGUGACGUUCUUAAGGACAGCUAUAAGUGCCUCAGUUCCGAUCUAGAGCGUUUCCAGGGUUUCCAUUGCCUUGGGCAAUGGCUUUAUGUCUGCUCUUCUCUGGAGCACAGUCAACAGGGUAAUCAACAGGAAAACGUAGUUUUCCUUAAUAUAGAACACCUUAAGUGGUCGCCACCGCCGACGAGGAUGCAUCUCCGUCAGCUUUGCAGCCUGAUGAGACCGCAACACAUCCAGGGUAUUGUGCACUUCCAUUCGAAUGGCAUUGUCCCGCCCAUUCCGACAUACCUAAAAAGGUUCAAGGCAAACUAUUCUCCGCAGAAGGAGGGCCUAACAUUGUCAAGGGUCCAGGUGGAACCACAGGAAAAAGUAGCAAGUAAAGGACACUAUCGUGCUUUAUUAAACAGAAAGGCCUUCGAAUAUCUAAACGAUUUAGAUAGCACUGAUUCGGAUUAGAAAGAAGGAAUCAUCUCUUUAAUAACGAUUUAUCAGGCUGUGUUCCUAUAAAUGUUCAAAUAAAAUGUUCAGCAAAAUAAAGUAAAUAUUGAAAUUUAUCAAUAAAGCAGAAUAAGAGA